Messenger RNA from Closterium sp. Naga37s-1, 407 nucleotides. NCBI's taxonomy places the organism in Eukaryota, Viridiplantae, Streptophyta, Zygnematophyceae, Desmidiales, Closteriaceae. The record is from the annotation of a GenBank genome assembly.
GAGUAUACAAGGAAAUCGCUUGGUUGGAUCCAUUCCAUCCUCUCUCGGCCGCUUGGUCAACCUGGUGAGCCUGGAUCUCUCAUCCAAUUCCCUGAGUGGCCCCAUGUUCACAAACUUCGCCUUCCUUGAUGGCCUCACCUAUCUAAACCUCUUUGAUAAUAACCUCAGCGGGGAGAUUCCGGCUGAGAUUGGAGGCCUCACGGGAUUGGUGUACUUAAACCUUUCUGCUAAUAACCUCAGCGGGGAAAUUCCAGCUGAGAUUGGAGGCUUCACUAGAUUGGAGUACUUAUACCUUUCUGCUAAUAACCUCAGCGGGGAAAUUCCAGCUGAGAUUGGAGGCUUCACUAGAUUGGAGUACUUCAACAUCUCUGGCACCAACCUCACAUGCCCACCUGGCAACUCUACCU